Messenger RNA from Malaclemys terrapin pileata, 807 nucleotides. RefSeq names its product CD276 antigen-like. Lineage: Eukaryota; Metazoa; Chordata; Testudines; Emydidae. Gene Ontology annotation, cellular component: external side of plasma membrane. Gene Ontology annotation, biological process: T cell receptor signaling pathway; regulation of cytokine production. The record is from RefSeq and is a predicted model, not a curated record. Bases 1 to 807 code for a protein of 268 amino acids. The transcript has 4 exons. Gene Ontology annotation, molecular function: signaling receptor binding.
AUGCUGGUGGAGCUGGUGGAGCGAUCUCAGCUGGAGCACUACACGGCCCCUCAGGCGAGUGACGGCCCCCAGCUCUGGGCCCGGGCCGGCCAGGACAUCACGCUGGUGUGCAGGGCCCGAGCGCCCCCAAAAGCCGACCUGCGUCACCUGCGCGUGCACUGGCACCUCCUGCGGGAGCCGGCGGGGGGCUCCGUAGUGCACAGCUACCACACGGGGGCCGACCAGCUGGGAGACCAGGCCGAGGAGUUCAGGGGCCGGACGCGGCUCCUCCUACAGGGGAUCCGCCAGGGGGUGGUGGCCCUGAGCCUGACCGGUGUGCGGCCCUCGGACAGCGGCUCGUACCGGUGCUUCAUCAUGGACAGCCAGGCUGACAGCAUCAUGGACAUCGUCCUCCACGUGGCAGCCCCGUACGAGCCCCCCCAGCUCGCCGUGCUCUCCCGGGCUGGGGGGAGGCUGGCCCUGCAGUGCCGCUCCGCGGGGGGUUACCCCCAGCCCGAGAUAACGUGGCACGACGGGAACGGGACCCGGCUGAGCCAGGACGAGCCGGUGGAGCUGCAGCGGAGCAGACAGGGGGCCUUCGAGGUGCGGAGCAGCCUGUCGCUGACGCCCCGCCUCGGGGGGUCCGUCUGCUGCACCCUGAGCCACCGGCCCCUGCAGCAGAACAUGAGCGUCUGCGAGACCCUCCCAGCCUCGGAGGAAGGGAGCCGACCCGAGGAGCCAUACAUCAUCCUGGGGCUAACCCUUGGGUACGUGGCCAUUGCGGUGCUCAUUGUCCUGCUGGGCACUGCAGCUGUGCAACUAGGAUGA